Molecule: messenger RNA, 4074 nt
Organism: Falco peregrinus (peregrine falcon)
Lineage: Eukaryota; Metazoa; Chordata; Aves; Falconiformes; Falconidae
Product: E3 ubiquitin-protein ligase TRIM39-like
Exons: 6
Coding region: 1566-2966 (466 amino acids)
Molecular function (GO): zinc ion binding; protein binding
Source: RefSeq, a predicted model, not a curated record
AUGCCUUGACUAUGAAACCAUACCACAGGUUUCAGUGUGAGUGUUUGUGUGCACAGAGCUCUGCACUGGAAAAUCAUGACCCCCAAAAACACUUGUAACCAAAUAACGGUGGAUGUGUUAUUUACUGAUUUGCUCAGGACAAUGUGUCACUUCGUUACUCAGCCUCAGCCCAAUGCAAAUAACUUCUGUUCGCUUCAGCAUGCUAAGGGCUUCAGAGCAGGAGCAGGUCUUCCACAUGCCAUAGCUUGAUGGUCUGUGGGAUUAAAUGGCUUAGGCGUUUCUAGUCAAAGAGGAAGGAGAACGAUGUUGCUGUCCCUCCAGGAGAGGGAUGGAGGAAAGGAGGACGUUUACUGCUUUGAUGUUAUAAAUCCUGGUUUGGGAUGAAGUCUUGGUGGAUCUGGGGGCUCAUUGCUACAGCCCAAGGCCAGGGGCUUUGCAGGAAAACCAGAGGUGCUGAGGAUUUAAAAAACUGAUGAUGCACAAAAAGCAUCCAACUGACUGUGCAAGGUCAGCACAGCUGGAGGAAAGUGACGUUGCAAAUUGAAAAGCAGCCAUGGGAGGGGAGAUUUCCAUUGCUGAAAAGAUUUUCCUGAAAUGUCACCUUUUUUCCCCAAAAUGCAGUGGCUGAGGGCUGAAGGAUACUCUCCUGCAGUGCAGUGGGAUCUUGGGUGAAGGAGAACCUGUUUCUGAGCAGAUUGAGUGAGGGGUACAGCUGGUCAUGAAGUUAUUUCAUUUACAGCGUGGAAGAAAAUCCCUUCCUCUCUUUAACUGCAGGCAAGCUUGGAGCAAAAGGAAAAUUAAAAAUAAGAGGGUGCCAUGGUAAUUAGCUGCUGCUUGACUCCAGGCUCAGCCCUGAACCGUGGAAGAAAUGACAUCCUGUUUAAAAGGAGAAUUGAAAGUAACGAUAAAAGUAUUUAUAGAUGCACAUACACACACAGAAGUGAGGAUGCUGGUGGGCUGGUGGUGACGCCAGCAGUGAGGUGUGCUAAAUUAUAAAGAGCUGAAAUGAGCAACGAAGGAUGUGCCUCAGUGGUUUACCAUGAAGAAAGGAGACUUAUUUGUGACAGGGGGCUUGCUUAAGCUCCAUCCCCACGGCCAUGCCCUUCAAUUAAUAAAUUUAAUGCACAUUUAUUAAUGAUCAAUGAAACCAGUGUGGCUUCUGAGUGCCAGACCCCAUGGGGGAGGCUUGGGGCAGGGGCUUCUUCUCAGUUUGCCUGAGUAUUUUUUGGGGGAAGAAGGGUGAUACAAAAGAGGCAGGUGGAUCUUGAACAAGCCAGGAAAUUACGAAGGAUGUUUAUUUUCCAUUUAACCUCUUUUCAACCCACCAGGAUUCCUGUGGAAAAGGCGAUUCUCCCUUCCCCUCUGCAGCUGCUCAGCACAGGGUUUUGCUCCACAGCCAUCAUAACCUGGAGAAAACCUCAUUGCAUCUUAGCAGUAAAUCUCUUCUGCCGCUUGCUUUCACCUCCCUCGGGGCCCGAGACACCUGCAGGAAGGGGAACAGUCAACAGGCAAGACCUGCUGGGGCGGAAAGUGAAAGCUACCCCGUCAUCCUCGCCGCCAAGACCAUGGCUGCAGACAGCCCUGCUGAAAGUUUCCGUGAUGAAGCCUCCUGCUCUAUCUGCCUGGGCUUCUUCCAAGACCCUGUCUCCAUCCAUUGUGGACACAACUUCUGCCGGGCGUGCAUCACCCGCUGCUGGGAGGAAGCUGAGGAGAAUUUCGCCUGCCCUCGGUGCAAAGAGACAGCCCCACAGAGGAACCUGAGACCCAACCGGGAGCUGGCAAAAAUCAUUGAGAUAGCCAAGCAGUUGAGCUUGCAGGCAGCCAGAGGAGGGGCAGGGGGGGAGAGGCUGUGCGAGAAGCACCAGGAAGCUCUGAAACUCUUCUGUGAGGAGGAUCAGACCCCCAUCUGCCUGGUUUGCAGAGAGUCCCAGGCUCACCGGGUCCAUGCCGUGGUCCCCAUCGAGGAGGCUGCACAGGAGCAUAAGGAGAAAUUCCAGGCUCACGUGCAGAUCCUGAGGGACAGGAGAGAAAAGCUGCUGGGGCUGAAGAUGGCUGAAGAAAGGAAAAGCCUGGACUUCCUCGAACAGGUGGAAACGGAGAGGCAGAAGGUUGUGUCUGAAGUCAAGGAGCUGCACCAGUUCGUGGAGGGACAGGAACGUCUCCUCUUGGACCGGCUGACAAAGCUGGACCAGGAGAUUAUGAGGAGACAGGAGGAGAACAUCAACAGGCUUUUGGAAGAGAUCUCUUCCAUUGGCAAGCAGAUCUGUGAACUGGAGGAGAUGUGUCAGCAGCCAGUGUGUGAAUUCCUGCAGGACAGCAGAAACAUCUUGAGCAGGCUUGAGAAGGACAGUGCCCAGAAGCCAGCAGAGACAUCACCUGACCUGGGAGAGGAACCCACUGGUCUUCCUCAGAAAAAUAUUGCCCUCAAAGAGAUGCUGAUGAAAUUUCAAGUAAGUCUGACAUUGGAUCCAGAGACAGCGCAUCCCCGGCUGGUCCUGUCUGAGGAUCGCAAGCAUGUGAGAUGGGAAGACACCCGCCAACCUGUACCUGACAACCCCAAGCGCUUCGACUCAUCUCGCUGUGUCUUGGGCUGUGAGGGUUUCAGCACGGGGAGGCAUUACUGGGAGGUGGAGGUGGGCGAUGGGGAAGCCUGGGCAGUUGGGGUGGCCAAGGAGUCAGUCAGGAGGAAAGGACGGAUCAGCAUCAACCCCAAGGUGGGGAUCUGGGCGGUGGGGCAGUGUGGGAGCCAGUACCAGGCUCUCACCUCUCCUACCAUCCCCAUCUCCCUGAUUGCUGCCCCCAAAGUGAUUGGGGUUUACCUGGACUAUGAGGCAGGGCGAGUGGCGUUUUUUGACUCCAAUAAUGAAGCACCAAUCUUCACCUACCCCCUGACAUCCUUUGCAGGGGAGCAAAUCCUCCCUCUGCUCUGCCUGGGGAGGGGGUCCCAGUUCACACUCUCCCCCUGACCCAACCAUGGGACAAUAUCUGCUUGGGUGCCACUCUUGCCAGGGUCUAGGGAGAUGGUAGAGGGGUCACCACCCCAAAGAUGGCUUUUGGGAGCACAAAGAAUGUGCUACCUGGGAUGGAAAAUUCUCCUUUCUCCAUCAUUUUUGUCAGCAAGAAGCAUCGGUUGGUCCAGAGCUUGUAUGGGAGAGGGGCUGCUCUGCUCCCCAAAAUAACAUCUGUCAUCAGACAGCUCUGCCAACAAUGCCACCCUGGUGCAUCCAUGCCCAUAAACCCCUUCCAAAAACCUCUCUGUUGGAGGACAGGGAUAGAGCUGAGCCUAGCACACUGGUUCCCAGUUCCUCUCCCUCCGCCUUCCCUGACUGAUCCUGCACUCCUGCUCUUUGCUGGACCCUUUCUUUGCCUCACUGAGCUUUCAGUUGUGCAACUGAGCAUAGAUGCUGUGGAUGGCGAUGCAAAAGCCUGGAGGACUCCAUGAUGACUUCUAGUUUUAUGUGGACAAGGUGGUAAUAAUCACAGGUGAGACAGGCAAGACCUGAUCUGGUGGAAGGGUACUUUAAAUCAUCCAAAGUACCUCUGUCCCUGUGAGCUUGUGUUGGAUCAGUGCUUGGUGCUGCAUGAUGUCCUCACCACUGGGCGUUGCAAGGACUCACCUCUUCAUAUGCAUCCAUCCAGGCUACGGUCCCUCCAGGGUCAGUGGAGAACGGUGGCAAAUUGUAAUUUAUCUCACCUAGAAAUGGCUCAAUGAGUGCAUGUAAGAGUAUUUCCUUCUCCCCACUGAUUACAGAGGGAGCCCAGAUUAACUAGGUGGCAUGGAGACAUGCCCAAAACCAAGAGAAAUAAAUCUCCCCCAGGGCAGAGAUGGCUUUAACCUCUUAUUGAGCAACAGCUUUGGGCUGAGCUGUUGGAUAAUGAGUAUUUAGGGGUGUAAGGAGGAACCUGGGAGGGAUGGAGGGUGUUCACAGGAGCAUUUCGUAAUGGAUAGAGUCAGUGUUUUCAGAGAUCCAAACCACUUGUAAGGAUGUGCCUUUGAUCGCUUGAAAAGCUUUGUUUGCCUCAGCUGCCAAAUGCAAACUAUGGAAAUGAGAAUAAGGAAUUGCCUCCUUUGCA